AAUAGCACUGCUUUCGAAUCAACAUCUUGAAAAUGCGCCACGAUUUUCUGAAAGCAAGAUGGAUAACGUACUGAAUAAGACGGUAAUGAUCACCGGAGGAGCUGCCGAAUUAGGCUACAAAUACGCAGAAAUAUUUCUUUAUAAUGGUGCCACAAGUGUUGCGAUAAUCGAUUUGCCGACAUCGAAUGGCGAAAAUGCAGCGGCUAUGUUGGAGAAGGAAUUUGGAAAGGGCCGUGCUGUUUUCAUCGCGUGUGACGUGGCAAAGGUAGAAGAUUUAGUAAAGGCAUUCAAUAGGGUCAUCGAUGAAUUCGACACUCUUGAUAUUCUAAUCAACAAUGCUGGUAUUUUAAAUGAGCACAAUUGGCAUCAGAUGAUCGAUAUCAAUAUUACGGCGCUAAUUCGCAGCUCGUAUCUGGCCCUGGAUCACAUGGACAGACACAACGGCGGAAAGGGGGGUUUAAUCGUGAACAUCUCAUCUAUAUUUGGAUUAGUCACUUAUCCUCCAUCACCAGUAUAUGUGGCUUCGAAAUACGCCGUUCUUGGAUUCAGCCAAUCUUUGGCCGGUCUAUACGACAAGACUGGUGUGCGAGUUCUUAUAAUGUGUCCAGGUGUUACGAAGACGGCAAUAAUCGACGACGCUAGAAAAAUAUUGCUCCCCUUCGUCGAUGCAGAAUACAUCAGUAAAUUUGACGGUCUAUUUGGCCCGGUUCAAUCAACCGAUUACGUGGGUCGCGCGAUGCUAUUUCUCAUCCAAAAAGGUGAAAACGGAGCGGUUUGGGUCAGUGAGAAUGAAUAGUCACCAUAUGCCGUGGACUUUCCUCAUUAUUCGAAACGAUCUUUACCUGUAGAAAGUUAAACAUUUGAUAACUUGCCUUAUUUUGAUGAAUUUGCACGGUAAUAGUUUAUUCAUAGCUAUCAAUAAAUAUACGAGUAUAACAUUAAUGUA
This is a messenger RNA of Nylanderia fulva, 946 nucleotides long. NCBI's taxonomy places the organism in Eukaryota, Metazoa, Arthropoda, Insecta, Hymenoptera, Formicidae. The record is from RefSeq and is a predicted model, not a curated record.